Messenger RNA from Monodelphis domestica (gray short-tailed opossum), 2119 nucleotides. RefSeq names its product tribbles pseudokinase 3 (gene TRIB3). The record is from RefSeq and is a predicted model, not a curated record. NCBI's taxonomy places the organism in Eukaryota, Metazoa, Chordata, Mammalia, Didelphimorphia, Didelphidae. Gene Ontology annotation, cellular component: nucleus. Gene Ontology annotation, biological process: protein phosphorylation; regulation of MAP kinase activity; positive regulation of proteasomal ubiquitin-dependent protein catabolic process. Gene Ontology annotation, molecular function: mitogen-activated protein kinase kinase binding; ATP binding; protein kinase activity.
GCGUCCGGCACCCUGGGGGCGGGGGGCCUGGAGCCGGCAUUAGCUCAGCUUUACAUCACCCUGGGCCGGUGGCUGAGCCCGACAUCCGGGAGGAGACAGCAGCAGCAGAAGCAGUAGCAGCAGCAGCAGCAGCAGCAGCAGAGACACUUGUAGAGCCUGCAGUCCGGGAUUCGACAGGGGCGCAGACAUGCAGGGGCGCUGGGCUCUCUGAGCCCAGGCAAGGACCAGUCCAAGCCAGCCGGAGUUAAGCAAAUGAGUGCCCUGACCUUGAAGACGAUCCUCACUCCAAUGAUACUCUCUAUGGAUUCUCCUUGGAGGAAAAAACAGCUGGAGUUUGAUGAUGAUGAUGAUGGUGAUGAUGGUAACGAUGAUGACGACUCAGUUCCAGAGCAGCCCCCCCUGAAGCAAUCCCAUCGAGGCUCUCAGCUUUGCCCAGCACCCUGCCACCAGCCACUUCUCAAGUCCCCAGAGUCCACCUCUGAUGCUCCUGCUGCCUUUUCCAGGCUGGGGCCCUACGUGCUCCUGGAGGCUCAGGAAGGUGGCAGGGCCUACUGGGCCGUGCACUGCCCCACAGACACAGAGUACAUGUGUAAGGUCUAUCCUGCGGCUUCCUAUCAAGAGCUGCUGUCUCCCUACGCCCACCUCCCCCGCCACCCUCACGUGGCUCCCGUGGAGGAAGCGGUCCUGGGCCAGCAGCACAUCUACGUCUUCUUUCCAAGGGCCCAUGGAGACAUGCACAGCUAUGUGAGAGAGCGAAGGCAGGUGCCCGAGCGGGAGGCGGCCUUGCUCUUCCUUCAGAUGGCCCAGGCUGUGGCCCAUUGCCACCAGCACAACCUGGUCUUGCGGGACCUCAAGCUCCGAAAGUUUGUCUUUGUCAACCCUGAGAGGACAAAGCUGGCUCUGGAGAACCUGGAAGACUCCUGUCUGCUGUCAGGGCCAGACGACUCUCUGUGGGAUAAACAUGGCUGUCCAGCCUAUGUGGGGCCUGAGAUCCUCACCUCCCGAGACUCAUACUCAGGCAAGGCAGCUGACGUGUGGAGCCUAGGGGUGGCCUUGUACACCAUGCUGGCCGGCCGCUACCCCUUCCAGGACACGGCCCCUGCCUUGCUCUUUGGCAAGAUCCGCAGAGGUGCAUUUGCCCUCCCUGAGGGUCUCUCAGCCCGAGCCCGAUGCCUUGUUCGCUGCCUGCUGCGGCGGGAACCCAGUGAGAGGCUCACCGCCCAGGGCAUUUUGCUGCACCCCUGGUUUCAGGAAGGGGGAGACCUCUCUGUGGAGGCUAGCAUACGGGGGGCAGAGCAGGUGGUGCCAGACAGCCAAGACCCUGGGGAGGAAGUGAGGCAAGAGACUGAGGAAGAGCUAUAUAGUUAGGCUAGGGGGGCAUCUCCCCUGCCAUUGACUGCCAGCAGCCCAAGCCUCAGGGAAUCACUCCUCCUUCCUCUUUGAAUCAAGCCAAAUCCCACUUGGGUGCCUUAACGGUAGGAAAGAAGGGAGGCUGCAAACAGCUGGCACACUCAGGCACAUCCUGGCCCACAUGCACGGUGGUGGCCAUAUUGCCAUGUAGGCAUAGCCAGGGGUAUAAAAAACUGUCAUGCCCUUCCUUGUCUUGGCUACCAGGAGGCCCCCUUGAGACCCUUCCCCCCAGGACUGGGUUCUUAACCUGGGAAAGAAAGCUCUCUGGGAAGGCUGUUGGAAGGUGUGCUGCCAAUAAGAAGGCAAAAUCCUAAUUUGUAGUAGGGAGACUGGAAAGCAGGGACUGCCCCUGGGCAGAUGGAAGGUGUGGGGAGGGGACGAGGGAAUCAUCUCAGGUAUUUAGAGCUCUGAAAGAGGGAAUUCUAGGCCAAGGUAGCUGAUGGAGGGUCAGAGACUCUCAGGCUUCAAGAGAGGCCCUCAGCUUACUGACUCUGGGAACUGGGUCUUCACUUCAUGGUCCCCAAACACCAAUUCUACAUUCCUUCAAGCUGUGUGAGUCUGAGAACUAGGCCCUGUCUCCAGGGGCCUGCUCUCAGGCCUGGACACCUACUUCCUCAGAUCCCCAGGGCCCUCCAGUUGACUCUAUGGGUCAAGGACACAAUAUGCAUCUAUUUUUGUCUUUUGACUAAUAAAGGCCAUUUUUAAAAUA